Messenger RNA from Strongyloides ratti, 3369 nucleotides. RefSeq names its product K-Cl co-transporter family and Amino acid permease/ SLC12A domain-containing protein. The transcript is spliced from 5 exons. Lineage: Eukaryota; Metazoa; Nematoda; Chromadorea; Rhabditida; Strongyloididae. Gene Ontology annotation, cellular component: membrane. The record is from RefSeq and is a predicted model, not a curated record. Gene Ontology annotation, molecular function: potassium:chloride symporter activity. Bases 1 to 3369 code for a protein of 1122 amino acids. Gene Ontology annotation, biological process: chloride transmembrane transport; potassium ion homeostasis; chloride ion homeostasis.
AUGCCCCAAAUUGAGACAACUGGUGAGGCACAAUCUAAUGUUAGUUCAACAGAUGGUGUGCCUGUUACUGGAGGUAGAUUUCAAGUAUCAAGUGUUGAUCAUACACCAAAAAAUUCUACAGCUGUUAUCUGUGGUGAUAUAAGAAAUACCAAUAAUACUGUUAUUUUACUACAAGAUAAAGAUGGAGGAGAAAAUGUUCCACUAUGUGGAAAAAAUGAUGAUCUUGCAUUAUAUGAGGAUGAAUAUAAUACUCAAGGACAAAAAAUAGGACAUAUGUUAAGAUCAUUAUCAUUAUAUAAUGCUGUCUUACCAGCUUCACAAAAAGAAGAUGAUAUUGAAAGUACUGGUGCAGUCAAACAUUCCGCAACAGUUGGAGCAAAAAUGGGUACAAUAAUAGGAGUUUACCUUCCAUGCCUUCAAAAUAUAUUUGGUGUACUUUUUUUUAUUCGUUUAUCUUGGAUUGUUGGAAAUGCUGGAAUAUUUGGAGCUUUUUUUGUUGUUUUUAUAUGUUGUUCAGUUACAUUUUUAACAUCAAUAUCUCUUUCCGCUAUUGCAACAAAUGGAGUAGUACCUAGUGGUGGACCAUAUUAUAUGAUUUCAAGAAAUUUAGGACCUGAAUUAGGUGGAGCUAUUGGAUUUUUAUUUUAUUUAGGUACAACAGUUGCAGGAAGUAUGUAUGUUACUGGAGCUGUUGAAAUAUUUUUAUUAUAUUUAAUACCAGAAGCAAAAAUUUUUGAUGAUAUGUAUAAUAAUUUUCGAUUGCUUGGAACUAUACUUCUUAUAAUAAUUGGACUUAUUGUAUUGGCAGGAGUUAAAGUCGUAAACAAAUUUGCUCUACCUUGUGUUCUUGUUGUCAUUGCUUGUAUUUUCUGUACUUUUAUUGGUGGUUUUGUUAAAUCAAAUGGUUAUCAAGAUUUAAAAUAUUGUAUGGUUGGUGAUAGAAUUGUUAAUUUGGUUAAAAUUAGUGAACAACUUGGAAAAAUUCCAGAAUGUACACCAGAUGGAUUAAAAGAAGCAUUUUGUCCUCUUAAUAAUACAAAAGGUUGUGAUGCAUAUUUUGAUGUUAUGUAUACAAGUGGAAGAAAUCCUUUUAAUAAUCAAUCUUCAAUUAGAGAAGAGCUAGCUAUUCCUGGAUUAUUUAGUGGUGUUAUAUUUAAAAAUUUUUGGCCUAAAUAUCAAAAAGUAGGUGAUGUUAUAACAAGAGACUCAUCCAGAGGUAAUUCUGGAACAAAUGCAGAAAAAAGUCCAUAUGCCUUUGCUGAUGUAACAACAGGAUUUAUGAUGCUUAUUGGUGUAUUUUUCCCAUCAGCAACGGGUAUAAUGGCAGGUUCCAAUAGAUCUGGAAAUCUUAAAGAUGCAUCUAAAUCUAUACCACUUGGUACAUUAGGAGCACAACUUUCAACAUCAUUUGUCUAUCUUAGUGGUGUAAUUUUAAUUGGUGGAUCAGUAUCUGAUAUGUUUUUAAGAGAUAAAUUUGGUGCAUCUGCUAUGGGAAAAUUAACAAUUGCUGAGUUAGCUGUACCACAUAGAAUGUUUAUUCUUAUUGGAUGUUUUCUUUCAACUGUUGGUGCUGGAAUGCAAUCAUUAACUGGUGCUCCACGUCUUUUACAAGCUAUUGCUGCAGAUGAUGUUAUACCAUUUUUAAGAAAAUUUCAAUAUACUGAUAAAAGAGGUGAACCAUUAUUAGCUAUUCUUUUAACUUUAAUUAUUUGUGAAUGUGGAAUUUUAAUAGCAGUUAUUGAAAAUAUAACUGCUUUAAUUACACAAUUUUUCCUUAUGUGUUAUCUUGGUAUAAAUGCUGCAUGUGCACUUCAAUCAAUUAUGAAAGCACCUGGAUGGAGACCAUCAUUUAAAUAUUUUCAUUGGACAUUAUCAUCUAUUGGGGCAGCUUUAUGUAUUGCUGUAAUGUUUAUUUCAGCUUGGUAUUUUGCAUUGUUUGCUAUUGUAAUUGGUGCAGCUAUAUAUAAAUAUAUUGAAUAUGCUGGUGCAGAAAAAGAGUGGGGUGAUGGUUUAAAAGGUUUAGCAUUAUCUGGUGCACGAUUUGCUUUAUUAAAUUUAGAAGCUAAAACAAAUAUUCAUACAAAAAAUUGGAGACCUCAAUUACUUGUUCUAUUUCCAUCAUCUGGAAAAAGUGCUGGAGCUCAACCAAAAUCAGAUGAAGAUAUUAAUGAAACAUCUGAUUGUAGAAAAGGAUUGUUAUCCUUUGUGUCGCAAUUAAAAGCUGGUAAAGGAUUAACAAUGGUUGCAGAAUGUAUUCAAGGAGAUUUUGCUAAAAAUUAUUCUCUUGCUGAAAAUCAAAAAGAGAUAAUUCAUAAUUUAAUGAAACAACAUAAAAUUAAAGGUUUUAAUGAUGUUGUUGUUAGUAAAGAUUACAUGGAAGGAAUAUCUUCUCUUAUACAAACAGCUGGUUUAGGAGGUCUUCGUCAUAACACAAUUGUUAUUCAAUGGCCAACACAUUGGAGUGACCCUUCAAAUUUAGAUGAUUCUGCAAAUUUUGUUAAUACACUUCGUCAUGCUUCAGCUGGAAAAUGUGCUGUUUUAGUUCCUAAAAAUGUUCAUUUAUUCCCUUCAAGUAGUGAAAGAAUUAAUGGAUUUAUUGAUGUUUGGUGGGUUGUUCAUGAUGGUGGGCUUCUUUUACUUUUGUCAUUUUUACUUAGAAAAAAUAAAGUUUGGAAAAACACAAAAAUUCGUCUUUUUACAGUAGCAAAUGUUGAUGAUAAUACAGUUCAAAUGAAAAAAGAUUUAGAAAAAUUUUUGUAUCAUUUACGUAUUGAUGCUCAAAUUUGUGUUGUUGAAAUGCCUGAAUCUGAUAUCUCUGAAUAUGUUUAUGAAAGAACACUUAAAAUGGAAGAGAGACAUAAAAUGAUUCGUAAUUUGCAAAUAAAGGAAAAACGGGUUGAUAUACAAUCAACUAUGGAUGAUGUUGUAAGAGAACGAAAAAUGAGUAAAAUUGUUACUGAUGAAGAUAUUGCUACAAAAUUAGAUAAAGUUCAAAAACACAAUAUUCGUGGUGUAAGAUUUAGUGAGAAUGAUGAAAUUUGUAACAAAGAAGAAGAUGUAAAAAAAGUUACUAUUGAAUUAGAACCAACGCCUAGAAAUAGUCCUACUAAAAUUACUGAAGAUUGGAGUAAUAAAAUUAUAAAAAUGAAAAAUUACAAUGUACGUAAGAUGCACAAUGCAUUAAAUCUUAAUCAAUUUAUGAAAUCACAAAGUAGUGAAGCACAAUUAAUUAUUGUCAAUCUUCCUGGUUUACCAGAAUCAGGUCUUGAUACAUUUUACAUGGAAUUUAUUGAAGCGUUGACAGAAGGAUUAGAUAGAAUUUUAUUAGUUCGUGGUUCAGGAACUGAAGUUAUUACAAUAUACUCUUAG